AUGCAGUUAUUUUCCAACAUUUGUAAUGGAUUAAGAAGUUUUCCUUAUAAUUUAUCAAAUUUAUCUACGUUUAAACUUAGGAAUCCCACUUGUAGAAUAUUUAAUUUAAGUUUUUCAGCCAAUUCUCGAUAUAAGUAUGGAAAUUCACGAUACAAUACAUACAAUAAAAACAAAAAUACAGCACACUAUCUUCCUACUAGGAUAGCUGCAAAUAGGAGGUUUUAUCAAGCCCCUAAACACGACACUAAGCGAAACCGUGGUUAUGCUUACUCGCUCUUUGCAAUUCUAGUUGUUACUGCUGCUUGUUCUACAGUAGUAUAUUUUCAAGGCCAUCCGCAUUUGGCAGAUAUAAGUCAUGUCAUCGUCGAAAGUAUUCUAAAUAGUCAUAGGAUUCAAAAUAUCGCAUCAAAAUUCGCAGAAGAAGUUGUUAAAAAUGUGCUCAAUGACCAGCAAAUCCAAGAGUUAGCGGCAGAAAGAUUAAAGAGUGUAAUUCUAGAAUCCCAAACCAUAUUGGAAGAUAUAUUGUUCAAAGUUUUAAAUUCGCAAGAAACUCUAGAUUGCGUUACUAGGGUUUCCAAGGAUAUUACAAACCAGCUAUGCAAUGAUCCAUAUAUACAAGAGCAGGUCGGACACUUACUCUUGAUGAGUAUUAAUACUGAGGCCGCUGUUACUGGUGCCUCCAAAUGGGUGAUUGAGCUGUUUGAUAGGGAAGAGAUCAAAGAAUCGAUAGUAACAUUAUUUGCGCAAAAUGUACUCUCUGAUGUGAGAAUGCAAAAUGAAGCCUUACAAUUUUGCAAAAAUGUUGGUGAAGAGUUCCUAAGCGAUAAGAAAACUCUGGAUGAAUCUCUAAUAUUCCUCAAGGGUGUACUUGAUAGCCCAAGUAUACACAAUCAUCUCUCUAAGACACUCUGGGAAGUGUUUAAAAUUACUCUUUAUCCAAGAUGGUUGUGUUUUUAG
Molecule: messenger RNA, 957 nt
Organism: Theileria equi strain WA
Lineage: Eukaryota; Apicomplexa; Aconoidasida; Piroplasmida; Theileriidae
Exons: 4
Coding region: 1-957 (318 amino acids)
Source: RefSeq, a predicted model, not a curated record